UCAGGUAAGGUACGCGGAAGUCGUCAGCGGUAACCCGCUACCUGCCUAAUUCCCUCGUCGUUGUUCCUCCCCGGGCGCUGAUUAGCCACCCGCGGCCUCUAAUUAUCUCAUAAAUUGUUUAUUAGUCUCCAUUCAUGACAAUACCCUUGGUAUCUGGGUGGUACGGGAGUAUCACUCAGGUACUCAGGUACUCAGGUACUCAGGUACUCUACCACAACGCCCUGCUGCUGGCAUCUCUGAUUAUGAAGUGUGUUCCUUUGGCCUGCUGGUUCACGAUAAUUCAAUUAUUACCUUCGCGGGAGUAUUAUCAUUACAUACCAUCUGCUUUGCUGCUGCUGCUGCUGCUGCUGCUCCUCCUGCUCCUGCUGCUGCUGGUUCUCCUGCUGGUUCUCCUGCUUGCGAAACUAACUGACCAUUUUCAUUUCCAUUAUUAUUAUUAUAUUAUUAUUGCGACGAACUAUUCCUACCGGCGACUCUCUUACUACUACCCAGUCACUCACUCCCUCCCUCUCUCUCUCUCUCAUAUUGCUGUCCGAUUUUUUAAGCUACUACUGAUUUGCUCCUCCUUCUCCUCUCCGACGGACCUCUUUCUCCUCCCUACCUCCCAAUCUCUCUCUCCCCUCCUCCUCUUCCUCUCCCUCCUCUUUCUCGCCCUGUCCUCUCCCCCCCCUCUCUUCCCCCCCUUUUUUACGUGAUAGUGAUUGUGAUUGUGACAAACCCGUCUUCCCCUACUGACGGCCCUUCACCACCAACCAACCUAACCAACCUAACCAACCCACCACCUCCUCCCCAUUACCACUACCACCACCGCUAUCUACCACCGCUACCACCACCACCACUCCUCCCCGUCCCAGUUUUUAGUCCGCCCGUUUUCGGACUGCCCAACGA
Messenger RNA from Aspergillus heteromorphus CBS 117.55, 888 nucleotides. RefSeq lists its product as uncharacterized. The record is from RefSeq and is a predicted model, not a curated record. The transcript has 2 exons. NCBI's taxonomy places the organism in Eukaryota, Fungi, Ascomycota, Eurotiomycetes, Eurotiales, Aspergillaceae. The coding region runs from base 135 to 695 and encodes 186 amino acids.